Molecule: messenger RNA, 6229 nt
Organism: Chrysochloris asiatica (Cape golden mole)
Lineage: Eukaryota; Metazoa; Chordata; Mammalia; Afrosoricida; Chrysochloridae
Gene: KCNMA1
Product: potassium large conductance calcium-activated channel, subfamily M, alpha member 1
Exons: 28
Coding region: 166-3864 (1232 amino acids)
Biological process (GO): potassium ion transport; transmembrane transport
Cellular component (GO): postsynaptic membrane
Molecular function (GO): large conductance calcium-activated potassium channel activity
Source: RefSeq, a predicted model, not a curated record
CGCCAGGUCGCGCAUAGCGCCCCGAGCCCAGGCACCUCCCCGCCCCCUCCUCGCGCUCCGCGGCGGCGGCGGUAGCAGCAAUAUGGCUGUUGAUGGGUGUUGGGGUUGGCGCUGGCGGCGGGAGGAGCUCCCCCGAGCCCCUGCGCCGGCUGCCCGUUGCUAGCUAUGGCAAAUGGUGGCGGCGGCGGCGGCGGCAGCAGCGGCGGCGGCGGCGGCGGCGGCGGCGGAGGCAGCAGUCUUAGAAUGAGUAGCAAUAUCCACGCGAACCAUCUCAGCCUAGACGCGUCCUCCUCUUCCUCUUCUUCUUCCUCCUCCUCUUCCUCCUCGUCCUUGGUCCACGAGCCCAAGAUGGAUGCGCUCAUCAUCCCGGUGACCAUGGAGGUGCCGUGCGACAGCCGGGGCCAACGCAUGUGGUGGGCUUUCCUGGCCUCCUCCAUGGUGACUUUUUUUGGGGGCCUCUUCAUCAUCUUGCUCUGGCGGACGCUCAAGUACCUGUGGACCGUUUGCUGUCACUGCGGGGGCAAGACGAAGGAGGCCCAGAAGAUUAACAAUGGCUCAAGCCAGGCCGAUGGCACUCUCAAGCCCACGGAUGAAAAAGAAGAGACGGUAGCAGCUGAAGUGGGCUGGAUGACCUCUGUGAAGGACUGGGCAGGGGUGAUGAUAUCAGCCCAGACGCUGACGGGCAGAGUCCUGGUUGUCUUAGUCUUUGCUCUCAGCAUUGGUGCACUUGUAAUAUACUUCAUAGAUUCGUCAAACCCAAUCGAAUCCUGCCAGAAUUUCUACAAAGAUUUCACAUUACAGAUCGACAUGGCUUUCAACGUGUUCUUUCUUCUCUACUUUGGCUUGCGGUUUAUUGCAGCCAAUGAUAAGCUGUGGUUCUGGUUGGAAGUGAACUCUGUGGUAGAUUUCUUCACGGUGCCUCCCGUGUUUGUGUCUGUGUACUUAAAUAGAAGCUGGCUUGGUUUGAGAUUUUUGAGAGCUCUCAGACUGAUACAGUUUUCAGAAAUUUUGCAGUUUCUGAAUAUCCUGAAAACAAGUAAUUCCAUCAAGCUGGUGAAUCUCCUCUCCAUAUUUAUCAGCACUUGGUUAACAGCAGCCGGCUUCAUCCACUUGGUGGAGAAUUCAGGGGACCCAUGGGAAAAUUUUCAGAACAACCAGGCUCUGACUUACUGGGAAUGUGUCUAUUUGCUCAUGGUCACCAUGUCCACGGUCGGCUAUGGGGAUGUUUAUGCAAAAACCACACUAGGCCGCCUCUUCAUGGUCUUCUUCAUCCUCGGGGGACUGGCCAUGUUUGCCAGCUACGUCCCUGAAAUCAUAGAGUUAAUAGGAAACCGCAAGAAAUAUGGGGGCUCAUACAGUGCGGUUAGUGGAAGAAAGCACAUUGUAGUCUGUGGACACAUCACUCUGGAGAGUGUUUCCAACUUCCUGAAGGACUUUCUGCACAAGGACCGGGAUGAUGUCAAUGUGGAGAUUGUCUUUCUUCACAACAUUUCCCCUAACCUGGAGCUUGAAGCUCUCUUCAAACGACAUUUUACUCAGGUGGAAUUUUAUCAGGGUUCAGUCCUCAAUCCGCAUGAUCUUGCUAGAGUCAAGAUAGAGUCAGCAGAUGCGUGCCUAAUCCUUGCCAAUAAAUACUGCGCUGACCCGGAUGCUGAAGAUGCCUCCAAUAUCAUGAGAGUCAUCUCCAUAAAGAACUACCAUCCGAAGAUCAGGAUCAUAACUCAGAUGCUGCAGUAUCACAACAAGGCCCAUCUGCUAAACAUCCCAAGCUGGAAUUGGAAGGAGGGGGAUGAUGCAAUCUGCCUCGCGGAACUGAAGCUGGGUUUCAUAGCCCAAAGCUGCCUGGCUCAAGGCCUCUCCACCAUGCUUGCCAACCUCUUCUCCAUGAGGUCAUUCAUAAAGAUUGAGGAAGACACGUGGCAGAAAUACUACUUGGAAGGAGUCUCAAAUGAAAUGUACACAGAAUAUCUCUCCAGUGCCUUUGUGGGCCUGUCCUUUCCUACUGUUUGUGAGCUGUGUUUUGUGAAGCUCAAGCUCCUCAUGAUAGCCAUUGAGUACAAGUCCGCCAAUCGAGAGAGCCGUAUAUUAAUUAAUCCUGGAAACCACCUAAAGAUCCAAGAAGGUACUUUAGGAUUUUUCAUCGCAAGUGACGCCAAAGAAGUUAAAAGGGCAUUUUUUUACUGCAAGGCCUGUCAUGAUGACAUCACAGAUCCCAAAAGAAUAAAAAAAUGUGGCUGCAAACGGCCUAAGAUGUCCAUCUACAAGAGAAUGAGACGAGCAUGUUGUUUUGAUUGCGGACGUUCUGAGCGUGACUGCUCGUGCAUGUCAGGCCGUGUGCGUGGUAACGUGGACACCCUUGGGAGAACCUUCCCACUUUCUUCUGUCUCUGUUAAUGAUUGCUCCACCAGUUUCUGUGCCUUUGAAGAUGAACAGCCGUCCACACUGUCACCCAAAAAAAAGCAACGGAACGGAGGCAUGCGGAACUCCCCGAACUCCUCGCCCAAGCUGAUGAGGCAUGACCCUUUGUUAAUUCCUGGCAAUGAUCAGAUUGAUAACAUGGACUCCAGUGUGAAGAAGUAUGACUCCACUGGGAUGUUUCACUGGUGUGCACCCAAGGAGAUCGAGAAAGUCAUUCUGACUCGAAGCGAAGCCGCCAUGACCGUCCUCAGUGGCCAUGUUGUGGUCUGCAUCUUUGGCGAUGUCACUUCAGCCCUGAUUGGACUCCGGAACCUGGUAAUGCCUCUCCGUGCCAGCAACUUCCAUUACCACGAGCUCAAACACAUCGUGUUCGUGGGCUCCAUUGAGUACCUCAAGCGGGAAUGGGAGACGCUUCACAACUUCCCCAAAGUCUCCAUAUUGCCUGGUACACCAUUAAGUCGGGCUGAUUUAAGAGCCGUCAACAUCAACCUCUGUGACAUGUGCGUUAUCCUGUCAGCCAAUCAGAAUAAUAUUGAUGAUACUUCGCUGCAGGACAAGGAAUGUAUCUUGGCGUCACUCAACAUCAAAUCUAUGCAGUUUGAUGACAGCAUCGGGGUCUUGCAGGCUAAUUCCCAAGGAUUCACACCUCCAGGAAUGGACAGAUCCUCCCCAGAUAACAGCCCAGUGCAUGGGAUGUUGCGCCAACCAUCCAUCACAACUGGGGUCAACAUCCCCAUCAUCACUGAACUAGUGAAUGAUACUAACGUUCAGUUUUUGGACCAAGACGAUGACGAUGACCCCGACACAGAACUGUACCUCACACAGCCGUUUGCAUGUGGGACGGCGUUUGCUGUCAGCGUCCUGGAUUCCCUCAUGAGUGCGACAUAUUUCAAUGACAAUAUCCUUACCUUGAUACGGACUUUGGUGACUGGAGGAGCCACACCUGAGCUCGAGGCUUUGAUUGCUGAGGAGAAUGCACUUCGAGGGGGCUACAGCACCCCCCAGACACUGGCCAACAGGGACCGUUGCCGCGUGGCCCAGUUAGCCCUGUUGGACGGUCCCUUUGCUGACUUAGGGGAUGGCGGUUGUUAUGGUGAUCUGUUCUGCAAAGCUCUGAAAACAUAUAAUAUGCUUUGUUUUGGGAUUUACCGGCUGAGAGAUGCCCACCUCAGCACCCCUAGUCCGUGCACGAAGAGGUAUGUCAUCACCAAUCCCCCAUAUGAGUUUGAGCUCGUGCCUACGGACCUCAUCUUCUGCUUAAUGCAGUUUGACCACAACGCCGGCCAGUCCCGAGCCAGCCUCUCCCAUUCCUCCCAUUCGUCCCAGUCCUCUAGCAAGAAGAGCUCCUCUGUUCAUUCCAUCCCAUCCACAGCAAACCGACCGAACCGCCCCAAGUCCAGGGAGUCCCGGGACAAACAGAAGUACGUGCAGGAAGAGCGGCUUUGAUUUGUGUACCCACUGCCACUGUGUGUGAAACUGUAUCUGCCACUCAUUUCCCCAGUUGGUGUUCCUAACAGUAACUCUCCCUGUUUCCCCUGUAGUUUUCUCUCCCCAUUUUUUUUGUUUUUAACACAUAUUUUGCAUGUCGGGUGUCGGUUUUCUUUCACCACCAUAAAACCCUUGAGCACAACAGCAAACAAGUAGAUGGACCAAAAAUUAUUUAUGAUUCUAGAGGGGAAAAAGACCCCACGGGCACGCUCCAGACAGAAAGAGCUCACGGCAGGAAUUAGUUCAAGGAUCAGAAAGGAGAACUGUGAUGAAUGGUGGCUACACCAACUGAGUUUAACAGAGAAGAACACAGUUGGUUCUGAUUUACCAGAAUUAUCAGCAUGCUUUGGGUUUUGAUCUUUGUUUUGUUUCCCUUUGUUGUUGUUGUUUUAUAUACACACAGUAAGUUAGCACACAUUUAUUUGAAGCAAGCAACCAAAAAGCAAUGAAAACCGAUCGAUUGUUUCCACUCUCUGGGCUGAACUAUUGCCAAGCAUUUGAAAGGCUUUCAACGUUUGUGCAGAUGAUUAUCAAACGCCUGCUUGUUGUAAGAGAACAGGAGAGAUUUUUCAGUUACUCACCAAGGCCUUUUGUCCCAAAGCUAUCUUCCUUUGGGAGUUCAUAUGAACAUUUUUUAACCUUAAAAUGAAAGAGAAAAAUAGUAUUCCAUUCAUGGAAGUCUCAAAUCCUAGUGAUCUAAUUUAAAUGAAAAAAGGUUUGGUUGCAUACUAAAUUGUUAUUCUGUCUCCUUAUGAUGCCAUAUGAAUAGCUAUUUUUUUCUUUUACUUUUGACAUUUGGGAUGAAAAGCCAUAUGUAUCAUAAAUAUCAGAUACGUCAUUAAAAAAAAACUGCCUUCCUGGGACAUCUUUUAAAAGGUGAAUCACUUACCUUAUGUACAGAAUAAAUAAUGCUCAGGAAAGAGCAAGUAUUUUUGCACGCAUCCUCAGGGGACCUUUUUACUCCCCUUUGUCUAGUUCGCCAGGGCCCCAUGCCAGUUAGGAGCAGGGACUGGGACAAUGGUAGUACGAGGAGAAAAAGAUAAAACCAUCAACAGAUCUUUUCUUAAAAGCCAACGUGCUAAAUCAAUCCAAACAUAGGACUACCAAGCCAGAGUUGACUCCAGAAAGAUAGAAGCCAGCUACCACCAUAAACUACUGGCUCAGCUGUCCCGAGCUGGCUGACCCAAAGUGGAAAGCUGAUGGGAGAAAUGCUUCAUCGCCUGUUUCCUGCACAGGCCAAGUCACCUGAGCAGGUGAAUGAAAAUCAGACAGAACUGCUCCUUGUUGUUAGGAGGUGAGGGAUAAGAAGAAAAGUGGGACAGUGAACCAAACACGUUAUGGUAUAAUAUGAUUUUUCCCUUUUUCUUUAAACAGUAAAUUGAGAGGAAAGGUGAAACAAAUGCCCUUUUUUCAAUAAAGAGUUGUCAGAUUUUUUUUUUUUUUUUGCAUGCAAAUCAUGCUUUAGACUGUUCUGUAAUUCUUCAAAAUUGGUCAACUCUGCCAUCACCAAAUUGUGGCAUUCAUAUGGAUGGGCUAGCUCUGGGCUGGCAUACACGUAUUGAAAAUGUUUACUUUCACACACUUUAUUGACCAGAAUAGGGGUAGAGGGGAGGAGAAAGAUAGCACAACUGUAUCUUCUCUCAAAAGGUGUUUUUAUGGUGAAUGCUUUGGGUUUAGAUUUUGGAUUCCCCGUUGCCCCCAAGCAUGGUAGUUUUGGAGAUUUGCUUGCUGUGUGAAUUGACAAGCACUUUUACUGACAAAACGGUGAGGCUGAGUCAGAACCUCCACCCCACCCCUGCACCAAAGACAGGGGCAGUAAGGUAUUCAAACCAGUAAUGGGGUGAGGAGUACUUGUAUACAUGUAUAUUAAAGAACCCAAUGAAUAGAAGAUGUUUUUCAAAUUAUUUUUCUUCCUAUAUACUGAUUUAUAUAUUACUUAUAACUAUUUCUAUAUAUAUAUAACUAUAUAUAAAUGUGUGUAUAUAUUUAUAUAUAUAUUCCCUCAUUUGGGAUCAUGAAGAGCUCUUCAUGCAUCCUUUGCAAAGGAAGAUAUAAAGCUAUGCCCUCAGAACAUUUUUAACGAUAAGAAUGUGCCAGUUAAAGUGCUCAACAGGAAACUAUGACAGUUUACAAGCUGUAAAACUCACAUAUAGCUUACUUCUCUCUCUAAAGUGCAACAAGGAUGAAUAGGAUGGGCCAAGGUAUGAUCAUUAAUGGUUCUGCAUGACCUAGCCACUGCUGGGGGUUUUCUUCUAUAACGUUGUCCUUGUGAAAACUUUUGUGAAAUUAAAAAAGAAAAAAAAAAAAAAAGGAGUUACAAAUU